UUCAUGGCAACCAAAACAAGAUGGCGGAUUAGUUUGAAAAAAAUUGCAGCUCUCACAUUCAAACUCGGAUUUCUUUGUAUCUGUGGGUGACAGGUGGGUUCCUAGCCGCGCGUUGUAAUCUGUAAGUCUUGGUGGAAGGCUUGAAACACGCCAACCGUCAGAUUAACGUCAGGGAGUUCCAUAAGCUAUGAUGACGUCAGCGCCCACCAGCCGCCUGGGCGGGACCACCACGUCCAGCUCAGCGCGGGAGGCGCGAGAACUGUACGAGCUGAAGCAGCAGGCCGUCAAGUUUUACCAGGACAACCUGGUGCCGCAACGGAUGGAGCAGGUUCUCAAUGACAUGUUCUAUGAGAACCCAGAGGACGUGUAUGGCCAUCUAGCUGGGUAUUUCCAACAGUUCGCUAAACCACCAACAGUUAGCCAGGUCACAGUUCUAGAGGCGGCAGAUUGUAGGGGCCAACCUACCAUUCAAGCAGAGUUACAUGGGGUAGUCAAUAAUGUGGACAAGGUACUUUGCACAGUUACUGUCCCCACCACCAACUGGGACACACCUUUAACAGAGGAAGAGGAGGCAGAGAAGGCAGAGUCAUUAAAGGUUGCCAUGGAGUAUCUUGCUGGACCAAUCACAGAAGCCCUGUCAGGAACAGAGGUAGCCAAUCAGAGGGAAGGAGACCAGAGAGUGAAGAAUUUUAUAGCCAAGGUUCUAGAAGACUUUGAAGAGGAGCUCAAGGCUAAGAAAGCGAAGGAGGAGGAGGAGUCUCCACGAGCACCUACCCCUAAAGCAGCACCUUCAGAGAAGGGUGGCAAGGGGAAGAAGGGAAAAGGCAGUGCUACCAGUGUCAUUAUACCACCACAGCCAAAGGAAGAGCUUCCUCAUGGAAUACAGGCUGUGAGUGCAGCAUCGCUGGCCCUACUGGAGGCUGGGGCCCAGGCUAGCAGACAGCCCCUCUACUCACAUGUAGCAGCACUCAGGACAGGAGAGGUGUCCAGUAAGCUGAGAAUCCCCCUGCCAAUGGUGUGUGUGUAUCACGGUGGCAAGGCUGGGCCAGGCAAGCUGAACUGUAUCAAAGAACUGCUCAUCAUGCCCAAACCUGGACUGCCAUUCAAAGAGGCCAUGAGAAUGCUGACCAACAUCCACAACCAGAUGGGAAAAUCUUUGGCAGCAAAAUCUGGGGUUACAGCGAGGAACACAACAGACCUGGGUGCGUAUGCCCCUCAGUAUGACAAGUUGGAACAGCCACUGGACCUGGUGCAGGAGGCACUGGCUGCGCUGGAGCUGCAGGCAGGGGAGGACGUCCACAUGGCCAUCAACUGUGCUGCUCACGAGAUGUUUGAACUGGAAAAGGGCAAGUACGAGGUGAUGACUGGAACACAGAAGACUCCUGACGACAUGGUGGACUUCUACAGCGACAUCCUCACCCGCUACCCAGGUGUCAUCGGACUCAUCGACCCCCUCAGGAAACAGGACAAGACAGCAUGGGUAAAACUGACCCAGGCAGUCAGUGAGAAGUGUUACCUGAUGGGUGACCAGGUGUACCCUCGGACAGAGAAGUUCCUGGUACAGGGCAUGGAGGAGACCAAGAGCAGCGCUGCAGUCUUCUCUCUGCACAGCCUCACAACUGUCACUGAUGUCAUAGAUGCUGCUAAACUUGUGGAAGAUGUUGGCAGUGAGGUGGUGCUGGCUGCUUGUCAGGGUGAUACAGCUGACACUACACUGACAGAUCUGGCUGUUGGUCUUUGGGUGAAGUUUGCCAAGUUUGGCGGGCUGGGGAGGGGAGAGAGAGUGGCCAAGUACAACCGGCUGGCUCAGAUUGAGGCACGGCUGGCAGAUCAGGACAAACUGGCCCCUCAUGAGGAGCACAAGUUCCCCGACAUCCUCCCCCCUCCCCCACCUGAGGAGCCGGAGGGGGAGGCUGCAGACUGAGUCCUUCACUGUUGUUUAUUGUUACACAUCCAAGGCAAGUUAGAGGAACCAACAUACACAUGUAAUGUUACAGGAUUCAAACUCUAAUCAUGGGGUUGAGGUUACAACAGAAAUGUGGGAUUCUGAUUGUGCAGGCUACUUGAAUUUGUCUGCAGGAAUCUGGGAGAGAAGUGAUCCCUUUUUAGAGGAAAAAUAACACAAGACAAGUGAUUAUAUACAUGUACUUAGUCAAGUAUAGAUUUGGAAAGAUACUUAAAUCUGUAUGUAUGCUGUGCAAAACUGUGCAUGUAAAGCCUGAGUAAUUUCAUGUUAAGUUUAUAUACACUUGUACAUAUAAUGUUUGGUGUUGCCCUUUUAUUCUAUCACAUACUUAUACACUCCUGGUGAAAUAUGUCAUGAGAUACAUGACACUGUUUUUGUGAAUUUCUAAUACUUGUACAGUCUUCUAUCAUAAUAUUGUUAGUUUUAGAAUUCAAAGUUGCCAAUAUUGUUUCAGGUGACAUAUUAAAAGAAAACUCAUAAUUAUUGUGAAAGAAUGCUGUGCACAUACAAAAUGUCUAUGGUUUGUGUUUUUGUACAUCUUGAUAUCCAAAGUCUGCUCAUACAAGAAAGUAAUACAAAUCCAUUCGACUGUAAGGCCACA
This is a messenger RNA of Branchiostoma floridae (Florida lancelet), 2567 nucleotides long. Its product is annotated as enolase 4-like. Bases 188 to 1924 code for a protein of 578 amino acids. The record is from RefSeq and is a predicted model, not a curated record. Gene Ontology annotation, cellular component: phosphopyruvate hydratase complex. The transcript has 13 exons. Lineage: Eukaryota; Metazoa; Chordata; Leptocardii; Amphioxiformes; Branchiostomatidae. Gene Ontology annotation, molecular function: magnesium ion binding; phosphopyruvate hydratase activity. Gene Ontology annotation, biological process: glycolytic process.